UAAGCGGCGGCUGCGGGCAUAAUCAGCUGAUUAGUUUAGCUCACGUUUCCGAUAAUGCCUCCAUCACCGUCCUUUCAUCCGCAAGAUAAAGGACCCGUAGCAAUGACGUGGACGUCGAGAAGUGCACCAUGGAGGCUCUCUCCCGGGGUCUCCCCCGUGCAACGAAGCGAGUGAUGGGUUGGUGCCACUAAUGUCAGCUCGGGACUGCAGCAGACAGCACUCACCAUGAGUGGCGAGCAUACAGACAUCCUGUCAACGGCAGAGGUGGUCCGAGAUAGAUGGAGAGUGGUGAGAAAAAUAGGCGGAGGCGGCUUCGGUGAGGUCUACGAGGUCUUGGACCUGCUGAGCCAGGCGACCGUUGCCAUGAAAGUGGAGUCUGCCACUCACCCCAAACCAGUGCAGAGGACAGAGGCGGCCGUGUUGAGGAAGCUGCAGGGCAAAGAUAAUGUGUGUCGCUUUGUCAGUGCUGGUCGCAACGAACGCUUCAACUAUGUGGUGAUGGAACUCCAGGGGAGGAACCUGGCAGAUCUGCGCAGAAGCAGGGCCCGUGGUACAUUCUCCGUCUCGACAACUCUGAGGCUCGGCAAGCAGAUUUUACAGGGCAUCGAAAACAUCCACUCUGUGGGCUUCCUGCACCGUGACAUUAAACCGGCUAAUUUUGCAAUGGGAAGAUUAGCAAGUACCUGUAGGUGCUGCUACAUGCUGGACUUUGGUUUAGCCCGACAGUACAUGACCUCCAACCAGGAACUCCGUCCUCCUCGGUCUGUGGCUGGCUUCAGAGGAACUGUGCGAUAUGCUUCAAUCAAUACUCAUAAAAAUAAGGAAAUUGGUCGUCAUGACGAUUUAUGGUCCCUCUUCUACAUGUUGGUUGAAUUCAUGUCUGGUCAGCUCCCAUGGAGGAAAUUUAAAGAUAAGGAACAAGUAGGAAAUCUAAAAGAUGCAUAUGACCAUAGCCUCAUGCUUAAUCACUUACCAUCUGAGUUUAGCGCAUUCCUUGAUCACAUCCUUAGCUUGGACUACUACGCCAAGCCAGACUAUGAGAUGCUGAUGUCACUGUUUGACAGCGCUAUGAAAAGCCACAAUGUGCUGCACAAUGAUCCCUACGACUGGGAGAAAUGUGACUCAGAGGACAUGCUGACCGCUGCAGCGGCGCCGCCGACCGGCCAGGACCUCACCCGCCUCACGCCAGCACACAUGGGCAUGGCCAAUGCAUCAGUGCUGCCAGUGGAAUUGCAGAGGGAGAACACGGAGGAUGUCCUCAUGCUCGGAGAGCGCUUCAGCGACGCUGACAACUGCCCCCCUAUGCCUGCUGCUACUGUGCCUGCGAGAGGCAUAUGGAAUGAAAUGGACCGCAUUCAAAACCAGAAACAUGUUGAGCCAGUGAUCAGGAAGGUGGUGACUGAGGAAGAGCACAGUCAGAACCAGGGCAACCAAAGCCCCGCUGGCUCCGUGCAGAGCUCUCCGAGACGAGUACGAUCCGAGACCCUGUUCUUGGACCGGGCUGUGCCGCUGCUUCGGAAGAUGCGUCAGAGUCAGAGCUUGGCGUUUGAAAGGAGACUUGCACCUGAGCCCAAGCCGACUCUUGAGCGCUUCUUUGAGUCCUGUCGAGGCAAAACGCCUCCGGUCCUUUCUAACAUCGGGGAGAAAGUCUUGUCGGACGAUCAUUCUGGCACGGGUACGGCUGACCCAGAGGAUGGCGCAGUCAGCAGCGGUUUUGUCGCAGUCAACAUCAGUCCUGUGGUCCAAGAGGGAGACUCCCAGGAGUGGGUGGUGCUGGAGCUAGAGCAAGGCACCAAUUCCGUAGCCAUCAAGCCUUCAACUGAAGCCCAGCGCGACGACAAAGCAGUGGCCCCGAACGCUGCCGAUGGCGAGAAACACCCACCGCAGGAGGGCACGGCUGUAGCGAUCAGUCCUGUUCUGUCACACUGUUCUGUCGGGUCGUGGUUACUUGGCCACAGGAGGCUGCCAGGGAUGCUGGGGCAGAUGCCCUCGGUCAUCAUGGGACGACCCCACAUGGAUCAGUCUUCCAGCUGCACACCGCAGGCGCCUGUGCUCGAGAAGAGUGACACGAUACCUCUUGAGGGUGCGUCCAGCAAAUCCGAUGAACUCCCUGGACAACUCCUAAAGGACGGAGGGAAAACGGAUUUGGCCCCGUCAUCGAGCCCACUUAAGGGUUCGACAACUCUCCUAACAAAAGACCCAGAGAGUGAUUCUGGUCUGCCUGACUGCUCGUUAGAGCUGAACCAGCAGCCUCAAGCGGUCUGUUCACUCCUCGCUUCUUUAAGGCCAAAAGACUCUCCCUGCUCGCCAAAAAUGAGCCGUAUCCCAAUACGAGACUCCGGCACUCCCCCGGACUCUCCGAGCAGGAACCUGCACCGGGACAGGCGAAAUCGCUGGAGCAGCCCUGUACCCGGCUCGCCCACGCAUUCCCCUUCUCCAUCCCUUUCCUGCGAAAACCUGCAGGUCACUCUCCCUCGAGAACGUCUAUCCUCGGAGCGAGGCUCCAGGUCGGACUGUGGAGGGGAAGACCCACUUUCUCUAUCCUCCUCAUCCGGCAGUAAAAGUAAGAUCCCACGACCUAUGAGCGCCACCUUUGUUCCUGAGCAGCUCAGCGGCAGACACAUGCCUCACCCACCACCUGGGAAACCGUCUGAAGGCCCCUGUGCCAACCACAGGCGGCGGCGGUUGCGAGUACGUGCCAGCAGCACCAGCGACACGGACUCUUUGUCCAAUCUGAGCCAGUUGCCGCAGGACCGCGGCGGCCUGCUCGUCAGCCCACCUCCACCUCGCCCUUGCAGCUCCUCCGUCCUGCACCGCUCGCUGAGUUGCUCGCCAUCCCGCCAGGAGCCCCGCAACGGCAGGGCACCGCCUUUGGGACGCAGCCGCUCUCCGUCUAGCUUCGGCGGGUCAUCUACGCCGCCGCCUCCUCCUCCUCGUCACGGCCCCCUGCAAGCCAGGUCGUCCGGGCAGAGUCCGUGGGCCCCCCCACGCUCUAGAGAAACAGGUUUGAUCCAGGAGGGUAAAGGCUCAGGGAAACUGAAACGGUGAUUAACAGAAAAGACUGAUCUGAUCGCAUGUGUAAAUACAGUAUUUGCUCAAAGGAAUAUGUACCGUAUGUAAUGUAAGAAAAACAUGUAUUUAUCUAUUUAUUUGCUACAUUAGCUUAAAUUGACCCAUAAACAAUGAACAGUA
Molecule: messenger RNA, 3192 nt
Organism: Phycodurus eques (leafy seadragon)
Lineage: Eukaryota; Metazoa; Chordata; Actinopteri; Syngnathiformes; Syngnathidae
Gene: ttbk2b
Product: tau tubulin kinase 2b
Exons: 15
Coding region: 226-3048 (940 amino acids)
Biological process (GO): cilium assembly; peptidyl-serine phosphorylation; signal transduction
Cellular component (GO): ciliary basal body; nucleus; cytoplasm
Molecular function (GO): protein serine/threonine kinase activity; ATP binding
Source: RefSeq, a predicted model, not a curated record